Messenger RNA from Candidula unifasciata, 1975 nucleotides. The record is from the annotation of a GenBank genome assembly. Lineage: Eukaryota; Metazoa; Mollusca; Gastropoda; Stylommatophora; Geomitridae.
CACGUUUUUGUAUCUGAGGUUUCUGCUGGUGUGGGCUCUGGUUCUGAUGGCAGACUUUAUCUUGGAGUUUAGGUUCGAGUACUUGUGGCCUUUUUGGUUGCUGAUCAGGAGUGUCUACGAUUCGUUCAAAUAUCAAGGAUUGGCAUUUUCUGUGUUCUUCGUCUGCAUUGCGAUUACGUCGGAUGUCAUCUGCUAUCUGUUUAUACCAGUACAGUGGCUGUUCUUUGCCGCUAGUACUUAUGUGUGGGUGCAGUAUGUAUGGCACACUGAGAGAGGCAUAUGUCUUCCCACGGUUUCACUCUGGUUGCUGUUUGUGUAUAUCGAGGCAUCAAUUCGACUGCGGGAGCUUAAGAGUUUGCCAUUCAAUUUAGACCUUUGUAGACCUUUUGCCUGUCACUGUAUUGGGUAUCCAGUUGUAACUUUGGGUUUUGGUUUUAAAAGUUACAUUUCCUACAGAAUGAGAUUGCGUCGACAAAAAGUUAUACAGAAAGAAAACGACUUCUACCUACAGAUUUUACAACAGGCAUUACCUGCAGAGAUACAGUAUGCCGAUAGUAAACCAAAAGCUUUACCGUCAAAGUCGGAAGAGGAUGUAAUCUCCAACGGCAUAACAAGUCCGGCAAACAAAAAGGUUUCAUCAAAAUUAGACGAGGAGAAAGACAAUUCUUCCAGUGCAGGGAAAACAAAGUCUUCGAAAACUGGUGAUAUAAAUGAAGACGAUGAAGUGGAAUUUAUAGAAAAGAGCUUGCCUAGGAAAACAUCUAAUGUUAAUCAAUUCGACGAGAGCACUGACAAUUAUGUAAACGAGCAGCAAACAACUAAAGGUUGCAAGGUCGGAAACAGCAACGUUACAUCGGCAUUUACUCAGCUAGCAGUCCCGUCUGCCCCAGCGCCCUCCAGCAAACCUAACAGCAAACAGACAAACAAUUCGAAGGACAGUGGUAGUUCAAAUGCUUCUUUAAAUUCAUCUUUGACACAUUCAUCGUCUUCAUCGUCAUCGAAAAAGGGGAAAAAUAUGUACAGAGAAAUACAGCCAUCACCCUCAUCUGUAUCAUACGCAAAUAAUAAAGAUGAAGUCAUUCAGAGGUUAGAAACAGAUAUAAAAAAAUUAAAAGCAGAUCUGCAAGCCAGUCGUAACAGUGAGCAUGAGUUAAAGUCACAGGUCAGCAUUUCUUCAGCUGAGGAGAAAGCCAUGCAUUCAGAGUUGCUCCAGCUUCAACAGGACAAUGAGAACCUUCAAAAUAAAUUACAUAACUUGGUCACAUCACGGCAGCAAGACAAACAAACACUGGUUUCCUUGGAGAAGAAGCUGACAGAGGAGCGCAAGCUGCGGACGUCCCUGGAGCUGCAGAUAGCCAAUGAAAAGAAAAAUAAAUGUUUAGAAACAGCUCGUGCAGUUGCCAUGGCAGCAGCAGCCAGAGGUGAGUGUACAGAUGCUUGCAAAGCCAGACGUAGGGAUUUUGACAAUGAGUUGAAGCAGGUUCGUCGGGAAAACAAAAUGUGGGAGGAACAAUACAGACAGUUGGAGCGAGAAGUACAGUCACUGAGACAGUACAAAGAUGCCCAGAAAGAAACAGAAGUGCUGAUGAAGGCUUUGUCUAACAUGCAAGAUAAGAAUGUAGAACUAGAAAAUAACCUGUGUGCUGAGACCCGGUUUAAACAAGAUCUCUUCUCAGCCCUCGGCAAGGAGAGAAAUGAAAUAAAAAUUUUACAGAUUACUGUUGCUGAAAAAGACAAUGAGAUUGUGGAGCUGAAGUCCAAGAUUGCUGAAGUCAUGGCCUUGAUCCCUAGCCCUGCAGUGACCUCCUACUCUCAUCACACAAACGAACGCAACUCAUCCCCACUCUUCUCCUCCAGUUUCAGCCCAGCUCAUGACCGGAAUGCCAGCAUGCAGGUUUUUAACAGCCCCGACUUGGCAUCCACAUCAGAGUUAAACCCCAACGCAUCAGACUACACCCCCAAGUCACCGAUAUAA